This is a messenger RNA of Ochlerotatus camptorhynchus, 4775 nucleotides long. RefSeq names its product orexin/Hypocretin receptor type 1-like. Gene Ontology annotation, cellular component: membrane. Gene Ontology annotation, molecular function: neuropeptide Y receptor activity. Bases 108 to 2075 code for a protein of 655 amino acids. The record is from RefSeq and is a predicted model, not a curated record. Gene Ontology annotation, biological process: G protein-coupled receptor signaling pathway. The transcript is spliced from 9 exons. Lineage: Eukaryota; Metazoa; Arthropoda; Insecta; Diptera; Culicidae.
AUGCCAUCAGAUGGGAAAAUCGAAAUAAGAUUUAUCCUAAAACAACAAACUCGUUAAAGUCAGCAGCAUCCCUCGGGGAACAGGACUCCAUCACCGACGUUGAUGUGAUGAAAAGCAUAUCACCGACGACCACGACCGGCGUCGCCAGCAGACGACAGCUGACUCAUCUGGUGAAGCGCGAUGUAAUUAAAGUGCAAGAAUCUCUAUUAUCAUCGUCAUCUUCAUCAUCCUUGUCGUUGACAGCUUCGACGAUGAGUGCGAGAAUCGACCAGUCGCUAUCGGAGAGUUCUAAUGGCGCAAUUUGUCGCAACGGAAGCAACUUGCCAGAUCCGGCCGGAAGCUGCACCACCAACAGCAUCAACGGCACUAAAUCAUCGGCAGAUGGGAACCAGACCUACGUUACUCCGUACUACACCAUCAUCAACCUGGACAACCAUAACGACGUCCUGUGCGAUGAGGAGUACUAUAUGGAAGAGUACAACGAGAACUGCUUCAUCGAUCAUAAUGUGACCUGCGUGGGCGAUCCGUUGUACUGCAAUCUAACGAACGAGGAGUACCAGCAACUGCUGAUGGACUACAUCUACCCAUCGACAGCCGAGUGGAUCCUGAUUGCAUCGCACUCGGUGGUGUUCAUAAUGGGGCUGGUCGGCAACGCGUUGGUCUGCAUCGCCGUUUACACCAACCACUCGAUGCGAACCGUGACGAACAUCUUCAUCGUCAAUCUAGCGGUGGCGGACUUUUUCGUGAUCCUAUUCUGCCUGCCGCCGACCGUCGUCUGGGAUGUGACCGAGACGUGGUUUAUGGGCAAAGCCAUGUGCAAGGUCGUCAUCUACUUUCAGACGGUCUCGGUGACGGUGUCGGUCCUGACGCUGACGUUCAUCUCGAUCGAUCGAUGGUAUGCGAUUUGCUUCCCCCUGCGGUACAAGCCACGGCCGGAGCGUGCCUGGCGAUCCAUAGCCGUUAUCUGGUUGAUUGGCUUCCUAUCGGACCUUCCCGAGUUCCUAGUGCUGACGACACGUCGAAAAAAGCUGCGCUUCGACAUCAAGCUCUUCACCCAAUGUGUGUCCACUUGGGACAACGAGAAGGAGAAGACGUUCUAUAUCGUCAAGUUUGUGUUCCUUUACUCUCUGCCACUUCUGUUUAUGACGAUAGCGUACUUUCAAAUUGUACGAGUGCUGUGGCGGUCCGACACCAUCCCCGGCCACCGGGAGUCCCGGACGCAACCCUGCGGGAUCCACAGCACCCGUACGACGCUAAACUGCGUGGGAAAUACCAGCACCAUGGGACAGCUACGAGCUCGCCGGAAAGCGGCCAAGAUGUUGGUGGCGGUCGUGGUCAUGUUCGCCAGCUGUUAUUUCCCGGUGCACAUGCUGAACGUGGCUAGAUACACGUUCGACAUCGGCCAGAGCGAUGUCGUGGCAGUCCUGUCGCUGUUCUCGCAUUGGCUCUGCUACGCCAACAGCGCCAUCAAUCCUGUGAUUUAUAAUUUUAUGAGUGGUAAAUUCCGGCGGGAGUUUAAGAACGCGCUGGAAAAGUGCCACUGCCUGAGGAAUCCCCGGGGGCUGGGAGGCCGGGUCGGUGGCUAUGAUGACCGUUCGAUGUACCACACGGCCACGCGGAUGAACGCCAGCCCCAGCAGCCGAAGCAAUUACCACCUGACCAGUGUAAGAAACAUUAGCAUUAAGCACACGCAGCAAACAUCCUUCAACGGAAGUCGCCAUCACCACGCCCGGAACAGCAUCAAUCAUCCGGGCAGUUUGACCGCACAGCAGAUCUCACCCGUCUCGUUCGAGGAGCGGUUGGCCCUCACCAGGAACAUGGACGGCACCGGUGACCCCACCGUUGGCGGUGCUGGAGCUGGUGUGACCGCUGGUCCUGGCGCCAACAACAACAACAACAACAACCAUCAUCUUCCGCAUCACGCGGUUGUGGUCAACGGAUCGGCAGCACCGGAGGGCAAUAGCAACGGGGCUGCCAACUCUGCCGCCUCCGGCACCUCAACAGCCGGCGGCAACCCUAGUUCCAUGCUAAUGAUUGUGAAUAAAUCGAGCAAUUGUAAGAUUAAUGGCACUUGACGGGCAAAGCUGCACGUUUCCUGGCGAAAGGAUCGCAACACCACCAACAACAACGCUGCUGACGGUGCCACCGGAAUAGCGGGCGGAGGGGGAAUGCAGUUGAAUUAAUGGGUUAAGCAGCCAUUGCGGGCAGAGAGUAAUUAAAGGGGGGAAAACAUGUUGCAGCGAUGCGCGAUGGGGUGUAGUAAUAAGUGAUUACCAAGAUUGCGAAGAUGAGGAAGAACCAAAUGUGGUGGGUUUGCGUGUCGGUGUUAAAUUGAUGACUUGCAUAAUGGUUAUCAAGUGUUUUGUGUUUGAUUGCCGCGGCCGGCCAGUUCAAUAGGUGUAGGAUUGAUGGAUGGCUUCGGGUGAGGCUGCCGCAUGACGGUGAUGGGAAUGUUUGAAAUUUUAAGGCAAUCGCGUUUAAGAUUCCAUAGAAUUGCACUUGGAACUUUAAAGUAUAUUCUCUCUGAAAUUGCGUUCUUAGUCUGUUCAAUGAUUUAUAAAAUUCAUAAUUAUAGGGAGCAUAUAUUAAGGGAGCGUUCAUUAAUUACGUCAAGCAAAGUUUGUACCCAUGUUGUGUCCCAUGUUGUCACAAUUUCUCAAGCAUCCCCUUGGAAAUUACGUCACUUUAGCACAUCCCCCUACUUGCUUUGAAGUUUGCAAUGCAUUUUAUAGAUAUAAUCUCGUAGGUAUUUAUUUCAGAAUAAGUUUUAGAAGAAGUUGUUUAAAUUUACAAAAAAUAUGUAUUUCCAUGUAAAACUUCAUUCCUUUUCCAUUGUGAACCGAAUUUUUGCUACUCCUUUAGACAACUAUUACAGAACAGAAGUGGAAGUGUGAACGAAUCAAUGUAUUAAAAAGUGAGAGAACAUUUUUGUUCACCUACCGAUGCUAGCGGAUGCGCUGCACAAGGGUUUUCUAUGGACACUCACACCAUCAAAACAUGCUGCCCAUAUAAACUGCAGGCAAAGCUUGCCAUCUACCGGUAGGUGCGCUUCCCAAGUAACCAAAAGUUCCUCAUUCAACGAUAAAACUCACUUCCAAGUUCCAUAAAGUUUGAAUAAAGUUCUGACAGAACGUUCUUCCCAAGCAACCAAAAGUUCCGUAUUCAACGAUUAACCCACUUUCAAGUUUCAUAAAGUGUAUAUAAAGUUCUAACACAACAUUCUGGCUACUUACGAAGCUAUAGAAAGCGCACGAGGAACUUCAGGCUCCAAAAAGUUCCAAUGCGUACUCCUUGCAACUUGAAGUUCAAAAAAAAAUCCAAAAAGCAUCCUUAAGCAUUUCUUUGGAACUUCAGACAGGGCUGAAAACAUGGCCACAACAAAGUUCCGAAAAAGUUCCCAGCGGAACUUCUUAGCAACUUUAAAGUAUCUCAAAAGGUCCGUCCCAGCCCGCAUGAAGCAAUCUGCACAAGUCUUUAUAAGUAACAAAAUUUAAUGUACGUAAAUAUGAAAUGAUCAGUGGCUCAAAUAAGUCAUAAUUCUUAUAUUUAUACAGUGCAUCAAUAUUCUAUCCUAAAAAAAAUAAUUUCCUGGAUUCGAACCCGUGUAUUCGGCAUCCGAGCUACGAACGCUAACCACUGUGCCACAAGUGUGUUGGAAAACCAUGCGGGCAAACACCAAUUUAAAGCUCAUCAAGGUGUUGUGUUUCGUAUUCUAGUCAGUCAGCUGGCUCUGAAAACUUCAACAGUAGGCGGGACUAUAGCUCACUUUAAUAUAUUUCAGAUGACAUAGCGGUUCAUGCUAGGGUUGGGUUUAAUUCAAACAGCUCCAAUACUAUUACUCGUAGCCAGGAAAUGACGUUCGGUGAAAUGGCAUUCGGCCAAAUUUUCCAUAGUAAUUUUUUUCGCCCCUCCCUAGCUCGAAACCUGGCUACGCCCUUGCGUACUACUGAUGCUGAUAAAUCAAUACACGUUCAUACCUGUCUUUAGAAAAACUUUCAUUAAGACCUGACUUUAGAAUUAACUUUCAUAAAAAUGCGAACUAAAUAUAGAAUUAAUGCAGAGGAUAAUUUUUUUUACGUAGGGCUAUGUCUGUGAUUUCUAUAUGGGGGUACACUUUGUGAAAACCGAAAAUGGAACAUGUCACAAAAUUAUGAAAGAUUUUGAACGUUAAUAACUCAGCUGCCCCUGGACCAAUUUCAAUAAUUUCAUGACCAAUCGGUCAGAUAUAUUUCUACGCAUCUGUUAAAUUUAAGACUUUAUCAUUUUUCGAAAUGGUACUAUUGAAAAUUGCCCACAUGUGCAACUGUUGCUUUGAUUGUUAAAAUUAUUACCGAUUGCCUGCGAAAAACGAUUUCUUUAACACAGAUUUCAAAGUUGAAUUCCAUCCGGUCUCACCAAACGGUGUUUAUUCAAUCACCGCGUGGUAAAAGGUGGUGAUAUCCAGUACACAAUGAAAGACUGCUUGCAAGCAGCGAGGUGCAGUCCACAUGAGCAUCGAUAGAAAGAAGAAGCUGCACCGUUAUUGGUCGGAAUCAGUAGCUAUUCGUGAGUCGCUGUGGCCCAUCUUUGUCAAGCGCAUCAUACUAAAGAGUAUAAACAGAGAGUACCCCGCUAUAAAUUCCUAUUCCUACACAAAACACAAUCUCCUGCUGCAGUUAACGAAAAAGGUUUAUUAUAUAAGACCACGCAGCCCUACGUCACCAUUGCGUUCAACCCCAUAGGGCUACCCCUUGUAGUUUUUUUUUUUUUUUUUUUUUCUAAAAUUUCCGUUUAAG